Messenger RNA from Seriola aureovittata, 2103 nucleotides. Its product is annotated as melanocortin-2 receptor accessory protein 2A-like. NCBI's taxonomy places the organism in Eukaryota, Metazoa, Chordata, Actinopteri, Carangiformes, Carangidae. Gene Ontology annotation, biological process: protein localization to plasma membrane; regulation of adenylate cyclase-activating G protein-coupled receptor signaling pathway. The coding region runs from base 334 to 1041 and encodes 235 amino acids. Gene Ontology annotation, molecular function: signaling receptor regulator activity; type 3 melanocortin receptor binding; corticotropin hormone receptor binding. The record is from RefSeq and is a predicted model, not a curated record. Gene Ontology annotation, cellular component: plasma membrane; endoplasmic reticulum. The transcript has 3 exons.
GCGAUGCGCACUGAGCAAGUGCUGCUUCGCUCUCAGGACUGCCGUGAGGAUGGAUGGAGUUUUUGCGUAACGGAAAAGCGAUGGGUUUCCCUGCUCUUUACCAACCUUUCUGGCACGUUUUUAAAAUCCAGAGGAGGGACAUGAUAAUCAGGGAGUUGUUUGCGGAAUUCCCAAAUUCACAGACUGUAGACUUGAUUUCAACAACAGAGAGGUUUCACGUGAUGAUGCUUUGUAAACUUUACGCGUGUGGUAACCUCGUAGCCAUUUAAACAGCUUCCUCGCUGGAUCGAUUUCAUUUAUUUCCUAUAUUGCCAAGGUAGGUGAAACGUUGAAAUGUCUGACUUCCACAACCGGAGCCAAACCAGCGCACGUCGCAGUGACUACGUGUGGCAGUAUGAAUAUUAUGAUGACGAGGAGCCCGUGUCUUUUGAGGGACUCAAAGCGCACAGAUACUCCAUCGUCAUUGGCUUCUGGGUCGGACUGGCCGUGUUUGUCAUUUUCAUGUUCUUUGUCCUCACGCUGCUCACAAAGACAGGAGCGACACAUCAAGAAAACCCAGACUCUGCUGAAAAGCGUCAUCGACCAGGGAGCUGUCUGGUAGACAUCAGUGGUUCCCAGGAGGAAAACGACAAAGCCUUUUCUCGCCCAUUGCUAGCGGAGUCCCACUCAUAUUUUCAUUUCUAUAUCAACGAGGAGGAUAAGGGUGAGGGGAAGCAAAAACCAGAGGAGAAAAGUGUUGCAAAGCAUUGCGGGGCCGGAGCCCAGCAGGCAACCUGCAGGGGACCCAGAGGCAGCAGCUCCUCAGGGAUGAAUGAUACGGAAGCGGACACUGAGGAAGCCGGGGGCCACAGACCUCUCAACGGACUAAUAGAGGAGAGUAAGACAGACAGAGAGUGUGCCUUCCUGUCUCACUUCAACAUCCCAAACUUUGUGAACUUGGAGCAGAGUUCAGCACUGGGAGAGGAUGAUCUGCCGUACGAACCGUCCGUCAUACUGGAGCGCCGGUCUCACUCUCAGGAUGCUCACUGUGACAUCCACUAAGGCUGUUUCUAUACAAAGAGAUGACAGGCAUGGGCAGAAUGCCUUUGUUAUGUUAUUUGCUUUCAUUUCAAGGGGUCAUUAAUGGCCUGGCAGAGGGAAACAUACUCACCCGCCACACAUCUACCUUUCCUCCCAUAGCUUCUCUGCUUGGAGUGUUUUUAGGUUUUUCAACAAAGGGUACAAAGGAUGGCCAACAAUUCUGUAUUAAGUGAAACACAUUUAUAAAAUGACUUUUCAUCCCAAAGAUAAAAUAGCUUCACAAAUACUACCUUUAACUGCAAGUACUGAGCUCCACUGAAUUGAAUGUGGCUGUACUGUAUCAAGACAUGAUGACUUUCCGCACAGGGACAGAUUAAAAAAAAAGGCACCAGGGAGCAAUGCUUUGUAGAAUUCAUUCAGAUAUCAUUUCUGUCUUAUUCUCUUCUGAGCAUAGUAGGCAGUGGAUCCUAUCUCUCCAACAAGAAACAAAUGCCAGCGGCUCUGCCAACAAGAUUAAAAGCAGAGAAUUGAAUUAAUUUUCACUCUAACAUGAAAUGCCUUCUAUUACAAAAAGGUGGAGUGUUCUUUAACUGUAUAUUAAGUAACCUAGUCUAUGAGACAGGUAACCUGGGAGCUUGGAUGAUAAUGUGAUAUUGUACUUUUGUAGUCAGAAUUCUGUUCAUGGCCCAAAUAAAGCCUACCUGUAUUCUUUUGGAAAUCAACUCAACAUUGAUGUGGUGUAGCAUUUGUUAACAUUAAAUAAUGGCUAUGAAUUUGAAUCUGUGUCAGCUGUAAUAACAAUAUACAAAAACUUAAAGCUGCACUGAUCAUUAUUUUUUAAAGUGCAAUGAAUCAAAUGACUCUGUGUGAUGUGAGGGGACUGGAUAUUGGACUUACAAACUCCUCCAGAUGAAUGCUAAUGUUAAAAUGUUAUGUCAUAUCAACUCUAUAAAGUGGUAAUAUUUCAGUGUUGUGUUCACGACUUGUAGCGAGAAGUAGCCAAAAAAGUGAAUGAAUGCAGGUUUGAGUUAUGUCGUCUCAAAUUUUGUUUCACCAUGGUGACAAUAAAGUAGAAUAUCUAUA